GCCAAACCUGGCCAAAGUCAUUCAUUAUUAUCUACUGCGGAUGGCAGUGGAAGGGAACCAAGCGAAUGCUUAACCAAUAGGAGGCUCGGGAUGUUCCCCUACAAUUUAGGUUUAUGAAGUUCGGUGAGUUCGGUCGAUUUCUGGAAACUAAAUAAGUCAUUUUGAUUACCCUUCGAGAGCGGUCUUCGCUCGGAUUUCCGACGCUCCCUAAGACCUCGAAGACCUCUCUACUUUACUUUAUUCUACACUCAUACCCGCACGCAAGUCUCUCUUCGGUAUGUUUUCGAGCUUCUCGCAAUUCCAGGUCAAACAGAUGGUUACAUUGUGUGGGACACAUUUGAGUUUAGCAGGACGUACAUUUAGCAGAAAUUGCAAGAACAUGAACUUAGGUAUAUAUAUAACUGCCCACGAUAAAUCGCUGUCGGCUUUGCACAAUACCAUCCACUUCGCAUAACUAUUACAUCCAAACAAGCAACACAAUGGCUAUCUCUCAAGGCAAUUCUAGUGGCAAGCUUCGCAUCGGUGUCCUCGGUGUUGGCCGGAUGGGUCGACGACACGCGUCAAACGUUGCUUACUCGGCACCACGGGCAGAGCUGGUGGCAGUAGCGGACCCCAGUCAGGAGGCACUGGCGUGGGCCAAAGCGAACCUGCCGUCCACAGUGCAGUAUUAUUCCGACUCCGCGGACGUCAUUCAAUCGCCCAACGUCGAUGCUGUCUUGAUUUCUACUGAGACUUCGGAACAUGCAAGGCUCGCUUUGGAGGCUGCCGCCGCGGGAAAGCACGUCCUUCUUGAGAAACCCAUCUCCGUUGAUGUUGACCUUUCGCGGCCUGUCGUGGAAGCCGCCGGUAAGCACCCCGAACUGAAGAUAAUGAUUGGAUUCUCUCGGCGAUUCGAUGCUUCCUACAGGGAGGCAAAGAGGAGGAUUGAUGAAGGUAGCGUGGGCAAACCGUACUUGAUCAAAUCGUGCACCAACGAUCAAUACGACUCCACCGGCUUCUUCAUUGCCUACUCUAAGGCAUCUGGAGGCAUCUUCAUUGAUUGCGGUAUCCACGACAUUGAUAUCUCACGAUGGCUAUUGGACGUUGAAAACCCAGCCAACCUCAAGUAUCCUAAGAAGCAAGUGACCUCGGUUUGGGCGACCGGCCUUAACGCUCAACACCCAGAGCUCGCGUCGUACGGAGACUGUGACAAUGCUAUCUGCGUGGUCGAGUACGAGAAUGGAACCAAGUGUACCUUCCACCUCUCGAGGACAGCCAUCCACGGUCAUGACUGCUUCUGCGAGGUCUUUGGAACCGACAGCAAACUGAUCAUCAACGGCAAUCCAAACAUGAACCGUGUAGAGAUCAGAGACAUUCACGGAGUUCGUAUGGAGUCUACGCCUACAUACUACGACCGAUUCAGGGAUGCAUUCAUCAGCGAGGUUCAAUCUUUCUGUGACGUAGUUUUGGACGACAAACCCGUCCCUACCACGCCUCAGUCCGCCCUGGAAGCUGCUAAGAUCGCCAUGGCCCUCACUCAUUCUUUCCGAGCCGGCAAGCCGGUUUAUUUUGACAAUGAAGGCGAGGCAAUUAUCAACUAGGCAUGAGAUUAAUGGGAUAUAUAUAUGUGUGUAACCAUUAUAACCAUUAUGACCCUCAUAAAGCAGCGCGUACCAAAUGUAU
This is a messenger RNA of Cryptococcus deneoformans JEC21, 1662 nucleotides long. RefSeq lists its product as hypothetical. Gene Ontology annotation, molecular function: oxidoreductase activity; nucleotide binding. Gene Ontology annotation, cellular component: cytoplasm. Gene Ontology annotation, biological process: NADPH regeneration. The coding region runs from base 480 to 1580 and encodes 366 amino acids. The record is from RefSeq and is a predicted model, not a curated record. The transcript is spliced from 8 exons. NCBI's taxonomy places the organism in Eukaryota, Fungi, Basidiomycota, Tremellomycetes, Tremellales, Cryptococcaceae.